Chelmon rostratus (copperband butterflyfish) is the source of this 5308-nucleotide messenger RNA. It is a transcript of the gene rai14, whose product is annotated as retinoic acid induced 14. The transcript has 21 exons. The coding region runs from base 402 to 3464 and encodes 1020 amino acids. Lineage: Eukaryota; Metazoa; Chordata; Actinopteri; Chaetodontiformes; Chaetodontidae. Gene Ontology annotation, molecular function: actin binding. The record is from RefSeq and is a predicted model, not a curated record.
ACAUGAAUGGGGCACAAUGGAGAACAGAAGAGGGUUCGCUCGCCGCGGUCACGAGAGCACUGGGAGAGUGACGUCACUUUCCUAAACCGGGCAACAGCCGUUGAGUUGAGUGUCGAGCGAGAGACAGGCAGGAGUCCGGGAACAACUUCUAAUGUAUGCGGGCCGAGUCGGGCCAGUGUGGAGGGGCGCACUGUUUUCUUCUCCUUUAUGCAUCCUCCUGCUCGACUUAGCUCAACAGCGGCUCGUUGUUUUCUCACCGGCUCGCUAGCUAAUCUGUUUUUUGGCACAAAAAAAACGUUGUGUGUCCGUUUCUUUUACGUGUCCAGCCCUCCUGCGACUCCCAGCACAGAACCGGCCUUGACUGAGUGAUCGAGUGAGUGACUGCAUGGACCGGACUGAACAUGAAGAGCCUUAAAGCCAAGUUUAGAAAAACUGAUGUCAACGAGUGGAACAAAAAUGACGAGCGCCUGCUUGCUGCGGUGGAGCAUGGCGAGGUGGAGAAGGUGGCAUCGCUUCUUGCCAAGAAAGGUGCCAGCGCAGUGAAGCUGGACAGUGAGGGCAAAUCAGCUCUUCAUGUGGCAGCUGCUCGCGGUCAGACAGACUGUCUGUCUGUCAUCCUGGCUCAUGGAGCAGACUUGUCAAUCACUGAUGCUGCCGGUUUCAAUCCGUUACACCUGGCCGCCAAAAACAAUCACACUGAGUGCUGCAAAAAGCUUAUUCAGAGUAAAUGUUCCAUCGAUGCUGUAGACAGCACAGGAAAGGCUGCUCUGCAUCAUGCUGCUGCCAGCGGGAACAUCCAGACCGUCCAACUGCUGUGUGAACUCAAAAGUCCCAUCAACCUGAAAGAUGCAGACGGACUCACCCCUUUGCUGUUGUCAGCUAAACACGCUCAUGCUGAAGUGUGCAGCACUUUGCUGGACUGCGGUGCUGAAGUCAACGCUUCUGACAACAGUGGCAGGACAUCCUUGAUGCUGGCCAGCGAGUCAAACGCCGUUUCUGUUGUUGAAGUGUUGGUUCAGCGAGGAGCAGAUCUAUCAGCUGUAGAUUCACAAGGCCACGAUGUGGUACACUACGCCAAGCUGUCGGCCAACUCCGAGGUCAAGACUGCACUCGCAGCUGCCCUGAACAGACAGCAGGUCUCAGAUGCAAAGUCUCCUAGAAGUCCUCAGCAUGAUCAAGUAGCUAAGCUAAGUGAUGAACGGAUCACAACUCCCAAAAAACGAAAAGCACCUCCGCCUCCUAUUAGCCCACUGCAGAGCUCUGGACCCUCUUCUCCUUCAGCUGUUACCUCGGCCGGGACCCCUGCAUCCAACAAAAGUGACACUCCCAAAAAAUUUAACUACAAGGAGGAUGAGGUUAGAGGAACGGCACUGAGAGAAGAGGUUGAGAAGCUCCAUGAGGAGAGAAACAUGUUGCUGGAGACGAUUGAAGACCUGAGGCACACAGUGGAGCAGACGCCGACUUUUCCUGAACUGGAUACAAAGGUCGAGCAAAGUUUUACAGCGUCUGCAGCUCUGGUUUCCGCUCUGCAAGCCAAGAUUGCUGCUCUUACUUUGGAGAACCAGCAACUUACAGGCAAGCUCAAGAAACAUCCGUCCCUCCAAGCAAACGAGGAUCUGAAGGAGAUCAGUCGUCCAAACAGCAUGGCCUCCAACUCCUCUUUCCACUCUACCCAGGAUGAGUUUGAAUCACUGCCACAAGUCCCCUCCACCCCCCAAGUGGAAAAGGAAGACAGUUCAGGUGGUGUUUUCAUCAGACAGGAGGAAGAGGAGGGUGAAGGGGGCAGAGAAGGGAGCAAAGAGGAGAUCAGAUUGUUGAGACAGGCGCUAGAGAGUGUUCAGAUGAAACUGCUGGAAACCAGAAAGGAAAACCGCUCGCUUCAGGCACAGCUGAAACCUGAGCGAGGCCGAGAAAGAGACGAGUAUGAAAGCGUGAGGGAGAAAGGGAGAGAGGAAGAGCUGAUGGAGAGUCUAGCAGAGCUCCAGGCGAAGCUGACAGACACUCAGGAGAGAUAUCACCAAGCUGUGGAGGAGGUGGAGGAGCUGAGAGUACAGGUGGGAAGGGGAGGUGGUGAACUGAUGGAGAAACAGGAGGUCCAGAGACGUACGUCAUCCGCACUUGAACAUGAAGUUAAACAGCUGAAGGCCCAGCUCGUCCAGACGGGAGCUGAGCAAGAGAAAGCAGCUCAACGAAUCAGACAGCUGGAGGAGGCGCUGAGGAGGGUAGAGGAGGAAAGACAGAGCAUAAUGGAGAAAGAGCAGAGGACUGCACAGAUUGAGGAGCUGCACAAGGAGGCACAGGAGGAGAUUAGGAUGCUCCAGGAGGCUCUGAGAGGCACAGUGCCAGUUGAAGCUGCAGCCAAAGACUUUGAAGAAAUGAAGGCUGAGCUAAACGAGGUAAUUGCAGGGCUGCAGCGCCGCUUGCUGGAACUCUCGCACUCCUACAGCGAAACAAAGAGUCAGCUGAGUGCUGCACAGAAACAGCUAGCUGAGGCCCAAGCUGAGAGCGGUGCAGCCUCGUCGCCCUCCUCAGAGCAACAGCAGCAGCAACAACAGAUCCAGGUGCUAAAUGGCAAGGUGGAGGAGCUGCAGACAUUUCUAGCUGAGGCACAGGAGAAGCACUUGUUAGCUCAGGCAGAGAUUUCCGCGCUGAGGCAGGAGGCAGAAGCUCAGGCACAGAGCUCUGUGGCCCUCGCCGACCACACACAGGUGAUGUCCUCUCUGGGAAAUGCCAUCAAAGAGUUGGAAAGCCAGUCAGAGGCCCUGAAGGAGCAGCUACACCAGAAGGCCAUGCAGGUGGAGGCACUUCAGAACAGGCUGUCAGCAGACAAAGAUGUCACCCCAGAUGAUUCGGUGUCCCGCGUGGAGCACGAGACCACGCGAGAGCAACUGGAGGGCGAGGUGAACCACCUGACGCAGCUCCUCCAGGGGGCCCUCAGGAAGCAGGACGAGAUGGCUCUGGAGGCUGCUGAUGCAUGGCAGAAGGCACGGGAGAAUCGUGCAGAGCGGGAGGCCCUGCAGGAGCUGGUAAUGUCGAGGGAGAAGGAGAACCAGACCCUGACUUCCAGGCUGGCCGAGUCCCAGGAUGCUGUGUGUCAGCUCAAACAGCUGGUGGAGAAUCACGUCGCCUCAGAGAGAGAGAAGAACAAGAGGAUAGAUGAUCUGUCACGGGAGGUGGGAAAGCUGAAAGACGCCUUAAACAGCCUAUCACAGCUCUCCUAUACCUCAGGUUCUCCAUCCAAGAGACUGCAGCAAAACCAGCAGCUGGAGACGAUGCAGCAACAGAUCAAACAACUGCAGUACCAGCUGGCUGAGUCAAAGAAGCAGCACCACGAGAUUGUGUCAGUCUACAGGAUGCACCUCCUCUAUGCUGUCCAGGGACAGAUGGACGAGGACGUCCAGAAAGCCUUGAAGCAGAUCCUGAUGAUGUGCAAGAUGCCAAGCCAAGCCAAGGAGGCCUGCUGAGACUCACUGGGCCCGGUUUCCCAAAAGCAGGAUGUGAACUGAAGUGAGCUGCUGCCGCCCCCCCCCCCCCAUCCAAAUUCACACGUUGCUGCUUAUAAGCACGGAACCAACACAUGGUGCCUCUGGAUAAACCUUGAGUAUUUGUUAAUGAGGAAUAGUUUUACAAUCAUAUGUUCAUUGCCUUUGCUAAAGUCAUUUUGACCAUUUAAGAUUUAAAGUUCAUCAGUGUUUGCGAUGGAAGAUGUUUUUGGGAAACCUCAGCCCAGCAUACAGAUACAGUACAUCAGUCAAUUGACCGUUCAAACAAGUGGCCAAACUUACAACUUCAGUAUGUGCACGUUAGCACUACACUGUCAGUGAGCAGUAACCUUGAAUCACCUGCAGUUGAACCAGAGUGUUAAUACUGAUGUGGUUUGUUUCUGUUACAAAGUGCGCUCAGAGAAAUCACUUAGAGCUGCUGUCAAUAGUAUCUAUUUUAUGAUACAACAGUGUUUUUACCUGUUAAAUGUUUCACGGUUGUCAUCGUUGUCCUGAUACAGUCUAAAUUAUUCAUGCCCUCUUAAGUAUGCAUGUGACUUUGCUCAACGCCAGCCCAAAAAUCACAUACAAAUGUUUUUUUGGCCGCACUUCAAUGAAGAAAAUGCAUGAUACUGUUUGUAUUGCUAUUUUCCUAUUAGCACAAAAAUUUAUAAAAAUGUAUUUUACUGAAAUGUAUUAUGUCAUGUUUUCUAAAUGACUGUACUGUAAUGAAGAGGUUUGAUAGCUGUAUUUUUGACGGCCUUGUUUUGUGUCUGUGUUUUGUGUGAGUGAGAUGCUUUUUCCUCAAGUAUAACAACGCACUAUUCUAGUGUCUAGUGACACCUGGGUUAGUUUAUUUCCCCAUUAUUAUUCAUGUAAGGGGUUGAAUAUAAUUGUUAACUGUAAAACAUUUCAGCUGUAACAAAUGCCCAACAGUACGGGCUCAAUAGUUUUUGUCUUUUUGACUGGGAGGAUAGUUAGAGGUAAGAUUAGUUCUUACAUUUCCUCUCCGCUUGUCUACUCUUACACUUUAUUUGUUCUUACUUGAAAAGCAUGCAAAAUGUGUUGGCUGUAAGCAAAUGGUUGAGUUUAGCAUAAAAUUAGAGUUCUGUGUGCUGUCACAUGCCUGUAAUCAGACACUAUUUCUCUGGCUCUGCAGUACUUUCAACUCAGAAUUCCCAUUAAUAUCAGCAAUAGAUGCCAAUGUCACGAGGCUUCUCUGCACCAUCAUUAAUUUAUUUCAAUCACCAGGAUGUUUUUUUUCUGUUUGUGAAGCUCCCGUCUCUCUCAGUGUUGCUUUGUAGGUACGGAUGUACACUGUACAGUGUUGAAAAUACAUUUCAAAUGUAUUUCUUUGAACGUGUCUUCUAGAGACUUCUAAACUGUUGUCACAUCACACUCCUAAGCCUUAGUACUGUACUUAGAGCCAUACGCCCUUAGAUAUCACCUUUCCUCUGAACAGUGUUUGAGAUUAUUGAGAUCAUAGCCAACAUUGUUUGACUGUAGUCAGAUUCAGUGAAUUUGUAUCUGACUGAAGCUCGUUUCUCACUCAGGAACUUUUUUACUGAACAUGAUUUACACCUGACUGAAAUUUGUUCGGGCCUGAGUAGAGCUUUUGCUUUAUUUCAGAGGUUGUAGAAUAUAAACGACCUCUCUGUCUAUCUCUGUAGGCCUUGACUGAAAUGUUUUGUAACAAGAAAGGGAAAAGAAAGAAACAACUUUCCUGUCGGUUGUUUCUUCGCUGACAGUUUUGUAGUGAAAUUAAAAAAUGCUUGUUUGCCAACUGCUUUUUUUUGCCCACAUUAAUAAAUUUUCAAGAUACUGUA